CAGUCCCAAAUACAUUGGGGCAAUCCAAGUAGCGACUUCGAGUGCUGAAUGUGAGUGAGAAACAAGAAAGAAGGCUACGAGAAGUUUUCCCCUUUCAAUUUUCAUUUAUUUUGAAAAGGUUUUUUCGGGAACUAAUAUUGUUUUUUUCCGGGAGCAAAAUCGUGAAACUGGUUCGGCAGCUCUGCACGUUGCAGAUUCGCUGUACGGAAAAAUCCAAAAUGAGAACAGCUACAUUGGGUGUGGAAAAAUAAUAAAUGGGCUGCAGUGGAAAGAAAAAGAAGGCCAAAUUUUUCCUGCUGCCACAAAGUGAAUUCUUCGUCGUUUUUUCUUGCUGCUUUGUGACGAAUUCGAAGUGAGAGUGCAUUGUGUUGAAGACUGCCAGUGUGUGGUAACUACGUAUUUUCCAAAUUCUGCUGCUAAAAGCAGAUACGUGAAGGCAGAUACGAAACAAUUUAGUUGUACGAGUUAGAACAGCGAAUUAAAAAUAAAAAAAUGGAUUACGAUGAUGAAAGCUUCGAUGAGCAUGAUUCCGGAAAUGUUUCAAGUGGAGACGAUGACUUCGCCAUGGAUGUGGAUAUCAAUAACCCGCGGGACCGUGGCCAGCAGGAGGAGGAUUACCCCUACGAAGUUUUAACGACAGAGGAAAUCGUCCAGCAUAUGGUCGAUUGCAUCAAGGAAGUCAAUACUGUGUUCGAGAUACCUGCGACAACAACACGAAUUCUGUUAAACCACUUUAAGUGGGACAAAGAGAAGUUGAUGGAACGCUUUUAUGAUGGCGACCAGGAGAAAAUGUUCAAAGAUGCGCACGUUAUUAACCCCUUCCGGAAGCCCAGCGCAGUCAGUAAGCCAAAGAUCAAAAAGUCUGGGACGGAAGAUUGUGAGAUUUGUUACUCAUCGUUUCCACCUAGUAUGAUGACAGGACUAGAAUGUGGACACCGUUUCUGCACGCAGUGUUGGCAAGAGUACCUGACCACCAAAAUUGUGGAAGAAGGCUUGGGACAGUCCAUUGCCUGCGCGGCGCAUGGAUGUGAUAUCCUGGUUGAUGAUGUGACCGUCAUGCGAUUGGUACAGGAUUCCCGCGUCAAACUUAAGUACCAACAUUUGAUUACAAAUAGCUUUGUGGAGUGUAAUCGACUGCUCCGUUGGUGUCCAUCUGCCGAUUGUAACUACGCCAUCAAAGUGCAAUACGUGGAUCCCCGACCGGUCGUUUGCAAGUGUAACCAUGUGUUCUGCUUCGAAUGUGGCGAAAAUUGGCACGACCCGGUCCAAUGUCGCCUGUUGAGGAAAUGGAUAAAAAAAUGUGACGACGAUUCAGAGACGUCCAACUGGAUCGCGGCCAACACGAAAGAGUGUCCGAAAUGUAACGUGACGAUUGAGAAGGAUGGAGGUUGUAACCACAUGGUUUGUAAAAAUCAAAACUGUAAGUAUGAUUUUUGCUGGGUAUGUUUAGGAUCCUGGGAGCCCCAUGGUUCAUCCUGGUACAAUUGUAAUCGUUAUGACGAGGACGAAGCUCGUGCAGCUCGUGAUGCUCAAGAGAAAUUCAGAUCUUCGUUAGCAAGAUAUUUGCAUUAUUAUAACCGUUACAUGAACCACAUGCAGUCACUUAAGUUUGAGCAUAAGCUUUAUGCUUCGGUUAAAGCCAAAAUGGAAGAAAUGCAACAGCAUAACAUGUCUUGGAUUGAGGUUCAAUUCCUGAAGAAAGCCGUUGACAUCCUUUGUCAAUGCCGCCAAACGCUGAUGUGCACAUAUGUCUUUGCGUAUUACUUGCGCAAAAAUAAUCAGUCACUUAUUUUUGAAGAUAAUCAGAAAGAUCUGGAAACGGCUACCGAGAAGCUUUCCGAAUAUCUGGAGCGUGAUAUUACAUCGGAAAAUCUCGCCGAUAUUAAACAGAAAGUACAGGAUAAAUAUCGGUACUGCGAAAAACGUCGGAAAGUUCUACUCGAUCAUGUACAUGAAGGCUAUGAGAAAGAUUGGUGGGAUUACACUGAUUGAUAAAAUAUUUCCUACAACUUUACGGGAAAUAUUUUCGGGAAAAGAUAAAAGCUACAACAAAAUCAGCGGAGAACGAAGGAAAAAACAGCAAAGUAAAAAUAGGAAAAUUACAUAUAUUGGCAAUGAUGAUGUCCAGCUAAAAUUUACCGGGAAAAAUAGGAAAGAAAUCUAUAAGUAUGCUUCAUGCGUGCUUUUAGUUCUGUAGCCAGCGUCCCACACUAGAAUUCGAUGAGUAAAAACAUGAGUAACGCAUAAGCAGAGAAGUUGUUAUUUGUUUGUUUACUCGUUGUUUUCCCCCCUCGUAAUUAUCACUUAAUUAAAGGAUAGAAUUCCUACUAAAAUGAUUCGUUUUUUAACUAGUUUCUCUAGUUUUUCUAGUUUGAACAUUUUACGUGUAGCGAAGCUAUUAGAUAAGGCGUUCAUCAUUCGAUGAAUACGGAAACAAUGAUGGUAGAGGCAGUGAUAAUUGAUAGCAGCAUAAUCGAUUGUAGAUCGAAUUACGGUUUGAACAGCAUGAAUAGGAAAGAAGAGAAGAGAUAGUUUGAGAACAUUAUGGACGCAAAAAAAUCAAACUUGAUAGAGAUUGUCAUUGACGAGAGCAAGUAUGGAAUAAAACGUAAUUCAGGAACUUUUAAGCGGUUCAAUGGAAUGGUACAGAGAAAACUUGUGGGUCCACUCAAUACACCAGUCUCUCGAAUUAAAAUAAGAUCCUCUAUAGUUGAAAAGCUAAUUUCUCUAUUCAGCAUUGUCUCAUCGUUAUUCAAUAGAUCAAUUUAAUGUGACGUUUUCGUUGAGUGAACACAGGCUGUCGACCCUUUGUUUUUUUUUCAUAUACACAUUUUCUGUCCUUCUUUCAACACUCUCACUCAUCACCACCGUCACGUUUCGUAGAUUCAGAGGGCCUUUAGUGAUGUUUUAAUGAUUUUUUGAUAAUUGUUUUCUUCAUAAGCUGAAAUAUUUCAAUUGUUUUUCGUAUCUAUUUUACUAUUAUAUCACUGUAAUUGAUAGUUUGUUCAGCAGACGCUUAUCCGUAUUUGUUCUCUUUUACUUCGCUUCUUCUAGAAUGCUUGAACGAAUUCAGGCGGAUAUUGGGAUAAAAAAUCAAUAACGAUAAAAUCUUUGAAACAGUGAUAUGAAAUUUUAACGGAAAAAAAUAAAGAUUAUAUAUAAAAGUGAUGUGAAGAAAGUAUAUAAUAAAACCGUGCAUAUAAGAAAAAAGUACCCUAUUAUGUAAAGAUCAUUAAAUCGAAUGCUAGAAUGAUCUUUUCUUCAUUUUAGUUGGUACCAGAGAAACAUGAAUUGUAACAAACAAGGUAAAUUACAGUGUAAAAAUCGAAUCAAAGAGCAGAAUAAAUCAGAGCUAAAUUAAAUUAGUUUCUUA
This is a messenger RNA of Toxorhynchites rutilus septentrionalis, 3373 nucleotides long. It is a transcript of the gene ari-1, whose product is annotated as E3 ubiquitin-protein ligase ariadne-1. Gene Ontology annotation, biological process: ubiquitin-dependent protein catabolic process; positive regulation of proteasomal ubiquitin-dependent protein catabolic process; protein polyubiquitination. Bases 493 to 1992 code for a protein of 499 amino acids. The transcript is spliced from 9 exons. NCBI's taxonomy places the organism in Eukaryota, Metazoa, Arthropoda, Insecta, Diptera, Culicidae. The record is from RefSeq and is a predicted model, not a curated record. Gene Ontology annotation, cellular component: cytoplasm; nucleus; ubiquitin ligase complex. Gene Ontology annotation, molecular function: ubiquitin protein ligase activity; zinc ion binding; ubiquitin conjugating enzyme binding.